This is a messenger RNA of Haemonchus placei, 642 nucleotides long. NCBI's taxonomy places the organism in Eukaryota, Metazoa, Nematoda, Chromadorea, Rhabditida, Trichostrongylidae. The record is from the annotation of a GenBank genome assembly.
AUGACGAUAAAGGCGUGGGGAUCAAUCACCAAAGCGUACUAUGAGUUCAGGAAGGAUAAGCGGAUCGAAAAAUCGUUGUUCAGGAAAAAUGAGUGGAUCGAAAAAUCGACGAACGCAGUGAAAAGAAUUAUUAAAACGCCAACUUUUGGUCUGACCACUCCUCUAAUCUCAGUGCAGUGCAUCGAAGGAGGAGUCUCAAUUGACACCCUUCUCCACAACGAUAUUACCGAGACAUGUGUCAGCCAAUACUGCGAUUUUAUUCGCAACAUCCCUUCCCAGGACAUAAUAUUUCCGAAUUCAAUCAUAGUGUAUGAUUACGUAGUCUCCAUCAAGUUAUGGAACAAUGGCACGAUCACAGAUGAGUUCACAGUUUCCUGCGAAGCUCAUCCGAUAUGCGAAACAUUAGAUUGUCCCUUUUGCUGGGAACACAUAUACAAUGUGCAGUGCUGGACCAAUACCCAAUUAAUAAUAAUUGCCCUUUCCCUCCUCCUCAUUUUCCUCAUUCUACCGGGGAUUUGUCUCAUCGCUAAGAUAGUCUUCAUGCUUAUGACACCGCUUCUCUCUAUGCUAGCAACGAUGAAUGAUGAAGUUACUCCACAAAAGAUCGCGGCCUCACCGGGCUCAACUCCGCACAUACACUAA